Schistosoma bovis is the source of this 2311-nucleotide messenger RNA. NCBI's taxonomy places the organism in Eukaryota, Metazoa, Platyhelminthes, Trematoda, Strigeidida, Schistosomatidae. The record is from the annotation of a GenBank genome assembly.
AAUACGUAUCACAAGGUCAUUAAGCGGAGACAGUAAAGAAGUCAGGCCCUUUGUCAGUCAACUGUGUGGUAUAUGUUUCAGACUUUCGUGUCAACUGGAGCAACAACCUUGUCAGUACCACGUUUUCACCAGCAACUUAAAAAUCUAACGAAAACUAAACGGGUCGCCACUCUACAUAAUGAAUGUUAGUUUAAGACCCGACCAUUCACUUCUCGACCCGAAUUUUGAGUCUUAUAAACUCAGUCUGCUUAAAAUACCUAUUUAUGAGGCAAGUAGUCAAAAUGGAGUUUACUGCAAACCUCUCAACGAAGUUACUUCUAAACAACAUCUCAAAGCAUACAAUAAUAUUAACUGCCUGUGUGUUAAUCCAUUUGAUACCAGCUAUGUUUACUACAUGAGUACCGAUGGGUCUUUAGUGUCGAUGAAGGUACCACAGUAUCCACAAAACUUCAACCAAGGAACCAUUGUUUUCACACUUCCUGAUUGGUGUGAACCAUCUGAUGAAAAGUUUCGUAGUGUGUCGAUCCAGUUUCCUGCGCUAUAUUAUGUAUCUUUGUAUGAUGGUUUAGGUAAUCUAUAUCUCCUAAAGCCAGAUGUUCAACAAAGAAAUGAUUUACUCAACGUUGUUAGCAGGAUCCAACCUCCUGUCCAUGAGAAAGAUAGUCAGCUAUUAGACUGUUUACUUAAUUCUGAUGAAACUUCUCAUCAACUCUUUUUGGAUUGUUUAUUUGUUGGUAUUUCGAAAAAAUCUGAAGAAGAUCCCAUAUGUAGCGAUUCGACUUCAACUUAUGUGACGUAUCUUGAAUGGAUCUCUUACAGCUCACCAGAAUCCAACAUGUCUUGGUCCAUAGUGCGGCACCAGAAAUUCGUUGCAUCUUCAUUUCCUGAGUUCGCUGCCUUCGAGGGUGAUUGUUCAGCACUGCAUAUUUGCUCAGAAAGAAAAUUUCACGCUAUUUACGACUCCUGCAAUCCAUCUGUUCAUGAAAACUACCUUAAUAAAUACUCUGAGUCUAAACAAAUGGAUACAGAAGAUACAUGUAUUGGACAGGAUCCCGAGUUUCUCGUAACUUGGACACAAACUGACGCCGAAGAUAUCAAUCCUAGUUUGCUCAAUGUCACUUUUACGCUAAAUGGUAUCACUCUCCCAUCUUCAUAUGAUUCGAAUAUUGUUUCUGUGGAAAUCAUUCCAAUCUGUGAAGAGUCAUCUAAACACCAGAUACUCCGCGCGAACCUGCACUCCUAUAUUCCAGUCACGAAAACUAAAAAAAUUAGUGAUCGCCCUAUCACACUGAUUGAUCAGAUGCUCUAUGAACCAGUAGAACCCAAUCCCUCGUGGACCUAUGAUCGAAAAAAUAACCGCAUUGAAAUACGCAUAACUAAACAGAAUUCCCAUUACUGGCCCCGUUUGUUACUCGAUCCACAUGAAAAUAAAAUAUUAACUGGAAUGCACUGCUCACAUCACACUGGUCUGGAUGAUCAAAUGCGUGUACAAUCAGAUGGAAAGGCUGAUUUGACAUCGAAACCGCCUUUCAAUGUUGGCCAGCUAGAAGAAGUUGAUUUCCCAAUGAGUGAAGAUGAAACUGAUCUUUUAUUACAAAGGUUCGACCAUGAAACUCUCAAGUGUACUCAUCAGCGAAUUGCUCUAAUUUAGGCCUAUUUAUCAGGACACCAAUGGUUGUUCAAAAUUCGUUGUGCUACGGGGAAACCAAAUGCUACACACGCUUUCUGUAUCCGUCAUGAUGUAGAUGGGAUAGUUUGGUUACCACUAUGCCAGAAUACACUGACAGGAAGAGACCCAUGUGUAUGGAGACAUGUUUCAACUUUGCAAGCAUUUGGCUACGUUCUCGCCAGUAAACGUGAAAGUAGGUUUGUUUCUAGUCCAGUUUUAUCGGAGGGAUCUCCACUAAAAUUUGUGGCAGUUGCAGACUUGACAAGGAGAAUCUACAUAUAUUGUCAGCCCCUAUCAAAUGAUUCUAAGGAUACAGAACUCCGGAAACGCACAACAGCUAACUCAUCUUCAGCAAAAAAGCAACAGAUUGUACAUGUCGCAUCACAACACGUAGUUACCCUACCAACUAAUGACCCAAUAAUUGGAUUUGUUGCUACAGACAAACCCUAUCCAUCAGUUUUGGUAUGCACACAGUCUACAUUGUACUUGUUAUCACUUGAUGGAUGAAAGCAAAUUACUUGCGUUAUCAGUUGUAUUUUUGCCAUAGUAAAUUUUACAUAAGAUUGUUGAAAACGUUUCUGUUUGCAUAUCGUACGCUUUUUGUAAUUUCCGUGUAUUGAAGAAAAUUCGGUAUAUUAUAUU